This is a messenger RNA of Rosa chinensis, 3073 nucleotides long. Its product is annotated as glutamate receptor 2.7. Bases 208 to 2841 code for a protein of 877 amino acids. NCBI's taxonomy places the organism in Eukaryota, Viridiplantae, Streptophyta, Magnoliopsida, Rosales, Rosaceae. The transcript is spliced from 5 exons. Gene Ontology annotation, cellular component: plasma membrane. Gene Ontology annotation, molecular function: signaling receptor activity; ligand-gated monoatomic ion channel activity. The record is from RefSeq and is a predicted model, not a curated record.
CCCUAAGUACUUUCGUCUCGACGACUUCUGUAACCAUAUUAGCAAUUUCAAUCCUUUAUGGAAGACCAAUUCAAGCAUAAAAUUCCACACUGUUUAUCCUGGAAUUAGCAGUAUGUUUGUUCAAAAAAAAAAAAAAAAACCAGUAAUCAUAUAUAUGCAAGUAAUAUUGCAAGUCCUCUAUCUGCCCUACACAAUCAAAAUCCUGUCAUGUCUUCUCAUUCUACAGCUAAUAGAGACCAAAGGCGUAGGCUCUUGUUUCCUCUGCUCAUCUUCUACUUGCUAUUCAUUCUCUCCUAUGCAGUUGAAGCUGAAGAUGAAAAAAAUGUCACCAACAUCGGAGCAAUCAUUGAUGUUAAUUCCCGUAUAGGCAAAGAACAGAAAGCUGCUAUGGAAAUUGCAGCAGAAAACUUCAACAAACAGUCAGACACUCAUGAGCUAAUCCUUCAUUUUAGAGAUUCUGGCCGCGACCCUUUUCUUGCUGCUUAUGCUGCUAAACAUUUGAUAAAGGAACAAAAGGUACAAGUGGUAAUUGGCAUGGAGACUUGGCAGGAGGCUAUUACAGUAGCUGAUGUAGUCCAUAACCAGCCUGAAAAAAUUCCUGUCAUUUCCUUUGCAGCACCAACCAUAACCCCACCGCUAAUAGAACGCCGUUGGCCUUUCUUGAUAAGAAUGGCAAGCGAUAAUGCUGCUCAGAUGAAAUGCAUUGGAGAUAUAGUUAAUGCAUACAACUGGAAAAGGGUUGUUGUAAUAUAUGAAGAUAAUGGUUAUGGUGGUGGUGUGGGGAGGCUAGCACUUUUAUCUGAGACUCUAAGAAAUGUUGGUUCUAAGAUUGAGCUUCGUAUAGUUCUCCCACAACUUUCUGAGUCUGAUACAAAUUGGGAUGAACUAAAGAAGCAGCUGUCGGAGAUUGCCAAUGUAAAUUCUAGGGCAUUUAUAGUUCUUCAGUCAUCUUUACCAACAGUAACUGCUCUGUUCAAAGUGGCUAGGAAGAUGGGAUUUGUAGGAGCAGAUUCAGCUUGGAUAAUCACAGAGAGUAUUGCUAGUUUGCUUGACCCUCAGGGCAAUUAUGAUAUGGAUGGUACACUGGGAAUGAAGACUUACUAUGAAAGGGAUACUAGUAGUUAUGCCAGAUUUCAGAAAGAAUUCCAAACAAAGUAUUCAGAAGAAGAUUACUCUAAGCCAGGAAUUUAUGCUCUUCGAGCAUACGAUAUUAUUUCAAUCAUCACGCAGGCCAUAAGUAGAAUGCCUAAUACUACUCUUCAAGAGUCAUUAGCUACAAUUUUGAGCAAUUACAAGGGUUUAAGUGGGAAAAUGCAACUCAAAGGAGGUGAGGUGAUGCUAGAUUCUGAGGUAAUGCUGGACUCUCCGAGAUUCAGGAUCAUAAAUAUUGUGGAUGGGAAGACAGAUAAAGAACUAAACUUGUGGACUCCAGAGUUUGGAUUUUCAAAAAGCCAUGUUAAAGUAUCAGGCAUAUACGGAAGUAAUGAUGAUGUUGGCAAUGUAACUUGGCCCGGGAAGCUAAGAGUACCUGACUCCAAAGGCUGGGCAAUGCCCACUGAUGAGAAGCCAAUGAAAAUUUUGCUCCCAACUUACCACACAAACUUUGUAAGGCGUAUCUCCGGGGAGAACUCAAAUGAGAUGGGAAAAACGGGUUUAUGCCCAGGAAAGAAGCCCCGAGAGAACUCAAAUGAGAUGGGAACAGAGGAUCCAUGCUCAUAUCUUCCUUUCUAUGAUGGUUUGAGUAUUGAUCUUUUCUGCUGCGUGCUAGAAAAUUUGGGUUAUCGCUUGCCACAUGAAGUACAUGAAUUUAACCACAACAAUGGCACUUACAAUGAUACGGUAGAACUAGUCUAUAACAAGACUUACGAUGCUGUGAUUGGCGAUACAACUGUACUUGAGCCGCGAAUUGACAAAGUGGAUUUCACUCAACCAUAUCUGGAGUCUGGUUUGUCAAUGAUAGUUCCAGAUAUACCUAAUGAGGAGGAAGCAUGGAUGUUUUUGAAACCUUUCUCAUGGAAAACGUGGGUUGUAACUGGUGGCAUCUUAAUCUACACGACCUUAGUAGUAUGGUUCCUUGAGGUGCCAUCAAAUCCAGAUUUCAGUGGCUCGUUUAAGAAUCAGAUUGCCUUAGCAACUUGGUUCACCUUCUCAUCUUUGUUCUUUGCUCACGGAGAAAAAGUCUACAGCAACUUGACUCGAGUAGUUUUUGUAGUGUGGCUGUUUGUUGUAUUGAUCUUAAGCUCAAGCUACACUGCUAAUCUGUCUUCAAUGCUUACAAUCCAACGACUGAGCCCGAAUGUAACAGAUAUUGAAAUGUUGAGGAGCACCAACUCAUUAGUUGGUUGCGAUAAUUCAUUUGUCAGGAAUUACCUAGAGAAUGUUCUUGGUUUCAAUCAAGAGACUGUCAAGGUAAUAGAUAGCAGCUACGACCUGGAAGAAAUCAGAAGUAAAAAUUUAUCUGCUGUAUUUCUUGAAUUGCCAUAUGCGCAAGUAUUUAUGGACAACCAUACGGGCUUUACUCUCACCAAAGCCACCCACAGUUUUGGAGGCUUUAGCUUUGUAUUUCAGAAAGGCUCUCCAAUAGCUAGGGAUUUCUCUAAGGUCAUUCUAGAUCUACUGGAGAAUGGAAAAAUGAGAAAACUUCAAGAUCACUGGUUGACCCCAAACAAACGUCCAACCAAUACAACUUCCGAUACAACCAAUACAACUUCCGAUAUGCCAGAAAGCUUGCGCCUCGAGAGCUUUUGGGGUCUCUUUGUAAUAUCCGGGGCUACUUCCACCUUCUGUUUUCUAAUAUCUCUUACUAUCUGGCUAAAGAAGUUAUAUCGAGGCAUUGUUUAAAACUUAACAAGCUUUGUAUUAGACAAGAGUACUUUAGGUAAGUUUCUUCUUAAGAACAUGCCAGAUUUGACCCUGUGACUAUGUAAAGAGUAGGACACCAUCUAUUGUAUCAUUACUAAUUUCUCGGGCAGUAUGUAUGAUAACUUGUAAGUGCUUGUGUGUUGGUUGUAAUUAUUUGCAUUUCAGUUUGUAAGAUGACUGUAUGCGUUUCAAACUUUAAUCCUUCACAGAA